Piliocolobus tephrosceles (Ugandan red Colobus) is the source of this 733-nucleotide messenger RNA. Its product is annotated as arylsulfatase E-like. The transcript has 3 exons. Gene Ontology annotation, molecular function: arylsulfatase activity. The annotation marks the transcript as partial. The record is from RefSeq and is a predicted model, not a curated record. NCBI's taxonomy places the organism in Eukaryota, Metazoa, Chordata, Mammalia, Primates, Cercopithecidae.
AUGAAAAUCCUAAUUUUAACAAGUAAAGCUGUUAAUUUGUCCCUCCAUAGGACUCCAAAUAUUGACCGCCUUGCAGAGGACGGCGUGAAGCUGACCCAACACAUCUCUGCCGCAUCUUUGUGCACCCCAAGCAGAGCUGCCUUCCUCACGGGCAGAUACCCUGUUCGAUCAGGGAUGGUUUCCAGCAUGGGUUACCGUGUUCUUCAGUGGACUGGAGCAUCUGGAGGUCUUCCAACAAAUGAGACAACUUUUGCAAAAAUAUUGCAAGAGAAAGGCUAUGCCACCGGACUCAUAGGAAAAUGGCAUCUGGGUCUCAACUGUGAGUCAGCCAGCGAUCAUUGCCACCACCCCCUCCACCAUGGCUUUGACCAUUUCUACGGAAUGCCUUUCUCCUUGAUGGGUGAUUGCGCCCACUGGGAACUCUCAGAGAAGCGUGUCAACCUGGAACAAAAACUCAACUUCCUCUUCCAAGUCCUGGCCUUGGUUGCCCUCACUCUGGCAGCAGGGAAGCUCAUACACCUCAUACCCGUCUCGUGGACGCCGGUCAUCUGGUCAGCCCUUUCGGCCGUCCUCCUCCUCGCAGGCUCCUAUUUUGUGGGUGCUCUGAUUGUCCACGCCGAUUGCUUGCUGAUGAGAAACCACACCAUCACGGAGCAGCCCAUGCGCUUCCAAACGACGACACCCCUUAUUCUGCAGGAGGUCGCGUCCUUUCUCAAAAGGUCAGCAGAAAAGU